AUGUCAAAAGGAACAACCCACCACAUUGCCGCCAUCGAGGCCGUCCACUGCCCAAUCCCCGACUUCAACCUCCCAGCUCCAUACACCAUAUCCAUCCACAACUGGACGACGCCCCCAGAGCUCAGCGCGCGGGUUAAAGAUGCCACGAUCAUCUUAACAACCACAAUCCGGCUCUCUGCCGAGAUGCUGAGCGUUGAAAAAACCCCACGCCUCCGCUUAAUCGUGGUGAUGGCGUCGGGAACAGAUUGUGUCGACAAAGAAGCUGCCAUAGCCCGCGGAAUCACAGUCUGCAAUUGUCCUGGAACGAAUAUCGAUAGCGUCAGUGAGCACGCGUUGGGAUUGUACUUUGCGACACGGAGGAAUCUAGUUGGUCUGACCAAUACCAUGACGACUGUUCCUGCAAAGGGCGAAACGGUGUGGAAAGCGAAUGGGUCUCUACAUCCACGGCUGCGGACAGCCGAUGAGAAGGGCCCGUUACUAUGCAGCCAGGAGACAGUCGGGAUAAUCGGGUAUGGAGCACUGGGUAAACGAAUCCAAACGUUAGUGAGGAGUCUAGGGAUGAAGGUGAUUGUAGCCGAGCGUCGAGGGCAAACGCCACGAGCAGAUCGGGUUUCCUUUGAAGAUGCGCUUCGACGGUCAACCGUGUUGAUACUCUGCCUACCGCGGACGCCGGAGACGGUCAACCUGAUAUCAGCCGAGGAGCUGCGGAUGAUGCCGUGCCAGGCUGUGCUGAUCAACGUUGGUCGCGGGGGGAUAGUGGAUGAAGAAGCCUUGGUUAGUGCCUUGCAACAGGGUGAGAUCUUUGGGGCGGGGAUGGAUGUUUACGCGAAUGAGCCUGUUGGCAGAGGCGGGUCGCCUUUGUUGGAGGUGGAUGGGUUGAAUCUGGUGUUGAGUCCUCAUCUUGCGUGGUUUGCAGAGGAGACGUUGGAGAAUCUACAGGCGGGUGUGAAGGAGACGGUCGAACGGUGGUGUAUUGGGGAUGUGAAAAACCAGGUGGCGUAA
Messenger RNA from Aspergillus wentii DTO 134E9, 1002 nucleotides. Its product is annotated as D-isomer specific 2-hydroxyacid dehydrogenase family protein. Gene Ontology annotation, molecular function: oxidoreductase activity, acting on the CH-OH group of donors, NAD or NADP as acceptor; NAD binding. The record is from RefSeq and is a predicted model, not a curated record. The transcript has a single exon. The coding region runs from base 1 to 1002 and encodes 333 amino acids. Lineage: Eukaryota; Fungi; Ascomycota; Eurotiomycetes; Eurotiales; Aspergillaceae.